AUGAACGCCAACCCCCCUGCAGGAAGCGCCCUGGCCCCUGGUGGCGCAACUGGCCCUACCACACCCAAGAAGGGACCACCCAAGUUCAAGCAGAGGCAGACCCGUACAUUCAAGAGCAAGGCCCCCAAACCAGGCCAGAAGGGCUUUGGUGACGAUAUCCCCGGCAUGGAGGGUCUUGGCACAGACAUCACAGUGGUGUGCCCAUGGGAAGCCUUCGGCGACAUGGAGCUCAGCGACUUGGCGAAAUACGGCAUCAUUUAA
Molecule: messenger RNA, 261 nt
Organism: Scomber japonicus (chub mackerel)
Lineage: Eukaryota; Metazoa; Chordata; Actinopteri; Scombriformes; Scombridae
Product: retinal cone rhodopsin-sensitive cGMP 3',5'-cyclic phosphodiesterase subunit gamma-like
Exons: 2
Coding region: 1-261 (86 amino acids)
Biological process (GO): positive regulation of G protein-coupled receptor signaling pathway; positive regulation of epidermal growth factor receptor signaling pathway; visual perception
Cellular component (GO): photoreceptor outer segment membrane
Molecular function (GO): cGMP binding; 3',5'-cyclic-nucleotide phosphodiesterase activity
Source: RefSeq, a predicted model, not a curated record